Bombina bombina (fire-bellied toad) is the source of this 6216-nucleotide messenger RNA. It is a transcript of the gene ANKIB1, whose product is annotated as ankyrin repeat and IBR domain containing 1. The transcript is spliced from 20 exons. Gene Ontology annotation, molecular function: ubiquitin conjugating enzyme binding; zinc ion binding; ubiquitin protein ligase activity. Lineage: Eukaryota; Metazoa; Chordata; Amphibia; Anura; Bombinatoridae. Gene Ontology annotation, biological process: positive regulation of proteasomal ubiquitin-dependent protein catabolic process; ubiquitin-dependent protein catabolic process; protein polyubiquitination. Bases 253 to 3441 code for a protein of 1062 amino acids. Gene Ontology annotation, cellular component: cytoplasm; ubiquitin ligase complex. The record is from RefSeq and is a predicted model, not a curated record.
GUUGUUCCGGGUACUGGGGGCCUGACUCAGUCUGUUGUUUAGUUGUUCGUGUGAGCUGGGGGCAGUGCGUGGGGGAUCUGAGUGACACCCACCCGGUGACACGGAUGUCACAGGUCCUGUUGCUGCACACUCAGGAACCAGAGCCCAGCCGCCUGCGGGGACCCAUCUCACAAGAUCAUCAUGCAGUGUGUAAAUCAAGUAAAACACUAAAAGACAGAGGAACUAGAAGCACUAGCCUAUUGUAAGUCCAUCAUGGGAAAUGCUACCACCAAGUUCCGCAAAGCUCUGAUAAAUGGGGAUGAGAACUUGGCCUACCAAAUCUUUGAGAGUAACCUACAACUGAAAGAGUCGUUGGAUCCAAACACGUCAUAUGGAGAGCCUUACCAACACAACACUCCAUUGCACUAUGCGUCACGAUAUGGCAUGACUCGUCUCCUAAGGUCAUUUCUUUAUGGAAAGGAUGGAAACCCAAACAAACGCAACAUUCACAAUGAGAGCUCUAUGCAUCUGCUGUGUAUGGGAUCUCACAUCAUGAUCUCAGAGGGGGCUGUUGAUCACCGCAUGCCCCGACUGUCUGAUGAUGACCGGAAGAGAUCUGAUUGCUUGAAGAUGGUGCUCGAGUGGAAGGGAGCCAAACUUGACCAUGGCACAUAUGAAAGGGCCGCCUUAGAUGCCACUGACAAUAAAAAAAACACACCUUUGCACUACGCUGCAGCCUCAGGGAUGAAAACCUGCGUAGAGCUAUUGGUGAGAAGUGGAAGCGAUUUGUUUGCUGAAAAUGAAAAUAAGGACACCCCAUGUGAUUGUGCAGAGAAGCAGCGCCACAAGGAACUUGCGCUCAAGCUGGAGUCUCAGAUGGUUUUCUCUCGUGACCCAGAGGCAGAUGAUAUUGAAGCAGAAUAUGCUGCAUUAGACAAAAGAGAGCCGUAUGAAGGACUAAGACCACAAGACCUGCGACGUUUGAAGGAUAUGCUGAUUGUUGAGACUGCAGACAUGCUCCAAGCCCCGCUAUUCACUGCAGAGGCAUUACUGAGAGCACACGACUGGGACAGGGAGAAGCUACUUGAAGCUUGGAUGUUCAGUCCUGAGAAUUGCUGCCAACGUUCUGGUGUGCAGAUGCCAACCCCACCCCCUAGCGGAUACAAUGCCUGGGACACUCUUCCCUCCCCGCGUACCCCACGCACCACACGCUCCUCCGUCACCUCUCCUGAUGAAAUCAGUCUUUCACCUGGGGACAUAGACACACCACUGUGUGGCAUCUGCAUGUGUAAUAUUUCCGUAUUUGAAGACCCAGUGGAGAUACCUUGUGGGCAUGAAUUCUGUAGAGCAUGCUGGGAAGCUUUUCUAAACCUUAAGAUUCAGGAAGGAGAAGCUCACAAUAUAUUCUGCCCAGCAUAUGACUGCUUUCAGCUUGUUCCUGUGGAAGUCAUUGAAAGCAUAGUGUCUAAGGAGAUGGACAAGCGAUAUCUUCAGUUUGACAUAAAGGCAUUUGUUGAAAACAAUACGGCUAUUCGUUGGUGUCCAACCCCAGCCUGUGAGCGGGCAGUUCGCCUAAAGAAGCAGGGAACCAAUACAUCUGGCUCUGAUACGCUGAACUUCCCAUUGUUACGAGCACCAGCUGUGGAUUGUGGAAAGGGCCAUCUUUUCUGUUGGGAAUGUCUUGGUGAGGCUCAUGAACCGUGUGAUUGUCAGACAUGGAAAAAAUGGCUUCAGAAAGUUUCAGAAAUGAAACCAGAGGAACUUGUGGGAGUCAAUGUGGCUUUCGAAGAUGCUGCCAACUGCCUGUGGUUAUUAACAAACUCCAAGCCAUGCGCCAACUGCAAGUCUCCUAUACAGAAGAAUGAGGGGUGCAACCACAUGCAGUGUGCCAAGUGUAAAUAUGACUUCUGCUGGAUUUGCUUGGAGGAAUGGAAAAAACAUAGCUCAUCCACUGGAGGAUAUUACCGAUGCACUCGGUAUGAGGUGAUUAAUCAAGUAGAGGAGCAAUCGAAGGAGAUGACAGUGGAGGCGGAAAAGAAACACAAAAGAUUUCAGGAAUUGGACAGAUUUAUGCACUAUUACACUCGAUUUAAAAACCACGAACACAGCUAUCAGUUAGAACAACGUCUUAUAAAAACAGCCAAAGAAAAAAUGGAGCAACUAAGCAGAGCUCUUAGUGAAGCGGAAGGAGGUUGCCCAGACAUCACUUUCAUUGAAGAUGCUGUACAAGAGCUGCUUAAGACAAGGCGCAUCCUCAAGUGUUCUUACCCAUAUGGGUUUUUCUUAGAACCCAAAAGCACAAAAAAGGAGAUUUUUGAACUCAUGCAGACAGACCUAGAAAUGGUCACAGAAGACCUAGCCCAGAAGGUUAACAGGCCUUACCUGCGGACUCCUCGUCACAAGAUUAUUCGGGCAGCCUGCCUGGUUCAGCAGAAGCGGCAGGAGUUUCUGGCAUCUGUGGCCCGUGGAGUGGCUCCUGCGGAUUCACCUGAGGCUCCUAGGAGAAGUUUUGCAGGUGGCACGUGGGAUUGGGAAUAUUUAGGAUUUGCAUCACCAGAGGAGUAUGCUGAAUUUCAGUACCGAAGAAGGCACAGACAGCGCCGCAGGGGUGACAUGCACAGUGUGCGGAGCAAUACUCCAGAUCUUGAUGAUCGGAAUGACAAUACUUCAGAUCCCCAGGAAGCUGGUGGUACCAGGCGGCAUGGCCCCUCCAUGGGCUUGAAUUCUUUGGAUGAAGAUGAUCCAAACAUCCUCCUGGCAAUCCAGUUAUCUUUGCAAGAAUCUGGCCUUGCAAUUGACGAAGAAAGAGAAUUCCUUAAUAAUGAGGCAUCUUUAGGUGCCAUUGGUUCAUCACUACCAACAAGACUUGAUCCAACUCCAAUAAGCAUUGAUAACCCAAGGUCAGCAUUAAGUAGCUCAGAACUAUUGGAACUUGGUGAGAGCCUUGCAAGAUUAGGAGCCAGUAAUGAGCCUUAUGCAACAGAUCGACUACUCUCAUGCCGUUUCAGAGAUGUACAAGGUGGACUGGGUUCAACACCUAGUGAUCUUGAUUCAUCUAAUCAAGACCAAACCAUGAGUGAAAAUAUUCUUGGCAAUAUUAUGGCUUGGUUCCAAGACAUGAAUCCUCAGAGCAUUGCCCUUAUCCCUUCUGCAUCUUCAGAAACGGAUGUAGAUUUACAGCCAUUAAGUGUCAGUGACCUGCCUCCACAUCCCACAUUAAGGGAACCAUUAGAGAAUAUGGCAGAAGAGCAUGCACUUUUUCAGAAUGCACUAAUUAAUGAAGAAACAGAAAGUCGAAUAGAAGAAAGCACUUCAAAGGAGAAUGUAUCUGAAACUGAAGCUGUGUCGCAAAAUGAUGACCAUACACAUGAACUCAUGAGCAGUAUGAACAGUUCUGAAGAUGUUUCUAGUAGAACUCCUGAAUCUGCAAAUGAAUGGAUUGAACAAGUACAUUUGGUAUGAACGUAGAGUAAAAAUUUGUUAGUAAACAGGAUUUCAUACAUCAUAGAUGAUCUGAAAAAUAGGUAAUGUUGCAAACUAUUGACAAUAUAUAAAAUAAAGACUUCGGAGUCUCUGUAUCCUUUACACCAACUGGAACUUUUAAAGAAUUUCUUCUGCAUUUAUUUGGAGUUUGAUUGCAUUUUUUUUUCAAUGCAAAUAUUAAGGAUGGUGAAAUCUACUUUUAAUAACAUGCAGUCUCUAUGUAGCCUUAGUUUGAUAAUACUUACCUUAAUGUAUGGGUUAAACUUUUUUUAAUCAUUUAGCUUAAUUUUAACAUACAAGAAACUAGUUUCUCUCCUGUUGUACCUCAAAUUUUUUCUCAAUUCAAACAUUUACACUCCACUCAUAUCUACUUGUUUAUUUUUACUGUUUUCCUUUUUGGUGAUGAUCAUACUAAGUACAAAAAGAAAAUAAAAAAGGAAUACUUUGUUUAUUAGGCAGUAUAAUUCAUCUGAAGACAAUUACACACUUAAGGUUGUUCUUCAGUCUCUUUCUCUGUAAAGUAUACUGCAGGGUCUUAAGCUGUAGGAAAACUGAGGUGAGUCUUGAGAUAUCAACACUAACGCUGGUGGAGAUAUAAUAUAUGUCUGUCACUCUAAUCUAUAGAGUUAAUGGUUGUCAUUUUAUGUGACUGUGCUUUGGGCAUUAAGCCCAAAUGUCUAUAUGCAAAACUAAGGCUGGCUAACAAAUAUUACAUGCCUUUACUAAAUUUCCAAUAAUAGCCUUACAUGUCAGAGGAAGGAAUACAUUUUAUUGACAAUGAAUGUUUCCUGAAGCAUCUGAUUUAUAUAGAUGGCUGAAUAAAAAGUGAACGAUGGUUGCUGGGUGAAAGAAAGUGUCAUAACGUGUACUGUAGCAAGACGGCAUCAAACCCUUGCACAGACCAUAACUGUGGGAAGGAUGUUAAUUACUGUUAUUGUUUGGGAAAUAUACGAUUAUGUGAGGGCAUUUGGUAAGAUUUAUGGAGAAUCAUGGAGCUUUAACCAAUAAUAAAAGUAUUCCCAUUCAUCAUAUUUUCAUAUUGCUGCAUGGCAAUUUUUCAGUGUUGUGCAUGAAAUGCAGCUUGAAUGUUUUGGUACAAGAAAUAUGAACAAACAUUGCACAGCACUUUUCAAUAGCUUUUUAUCUGUUCUAUAAAACAGCCUCCAGAUUUUCAAGUGAGUGCUAGACAAAUUCAAUAGGUUUACCAAUCCUCGUGCCAAAAAGCUACGCAGAUUUAAUGUAACACAUAAAUAUAGAAUAUUUUUAACUUAAACAGUGAUAUUUAUUUCCAAAUGUUAGCAGGUGUGGAGUAUAAUGCACUAACUUGUCCCAAACUGUUUUUCAUAUUCCAAUAUUAAUUUUGUUAUUAAUUAUUAUCAAUAGUUAGACAAAAAAACGAGUUAAAAGUACUGACAACAUAUUUAAUUAAAAGUAGACACACGCAUUUUAAAGUUAUGUUAUGAUGUUAAGAACAUUACAGUUUUUAAUUUGGAGAAAUUCAUAUUUUCAGAUUUCUGUUGCGUUAGAAUGGUCCUCUUUCCCUCUGCUUAUAUAGAACAACCAUAGUAAUAAUGUGUUUUAUUGAUAUUGCUUUUGUCAAUAACAUCACAACUUUAUGAGUUUAAGGCAGUUUUCCUAUACAGGACCACUCCAUUGUUAAACAAUGAAUCAAGUUAAAACAUUAAGAGACCAGAUCUUUUAGACAGCUAUCUUUCUUAAACGUUAAUUUUGCUAUUCUUUUUAAUAUCAUUGAUCAGUAUUCACCCAUGCUAAUGGAGUCUCAAAACAGAAGGAAAUACAAUUCUGAAUUUCUUGGUCUUGGCUUUCUAAAAAGCAUUAAAUAAUUUAAAAUUAGUGGCAUUUUAUGCCAACAUUAGACAACUAAAUAGUACAGUCUAUAACUCAAUUAUACAGCUAUACUUUCCAAAUGAAUAAUAGCUUACUAGAAAUCUCAACAUGCUGCACGACAUGUCACCGUGCCUUUGCAUACUCAGAUCAAUAGCUAGACAUUUUAAGAGUUUAUAAUACAUUUUCAUAGCCUUUGUUCUGGAGUAACUCUGCUGUUGAAGUGUAACAACCUGCAUAAAAACCACCCAUGGCCUUGCCUUUUACAGCAUAUACUAAAAACCUCAGUGCUGACGUAGUAUUACAUAGAAGUGUUUGUUUAAAUGACAAAAUAUCUAUCUGCUGAGUGUUAUUGACUAAUGAAGCACAUUUCCUUUUAAGGGCAUACGUCUAGUUAAACAUAAUACAAUUGAAAUAUACAGUAUGCAUUGCAAUGUCUUUGUAGGAUGACUAUAUGUCUUAUAAUCUGAUCCCAAAAUUCAAUGGCAAAAGUCAUGCAAAGCACGUAGUAUGUGUUAAUAGCCUGAUAAAUGAUCACAGCUCUGCUACAGACAUUAUAUAUAGGCGAGAAUCAUGUUAGAAAUUAGUUGGCAUUCCCUUGUAUACUCCACCCAGACUCUUUUAUGCAGACUCCACCAAUUUGAAUGCAACUGAUUUAUAUUGAUGUAAAUUUGAAUUAAUGUCUAACGUAUGGUACCACUAGGCAAGAUUAUAUUUCUGUAAAGGGUCCUGCAGUGUGAAAUUAUCAUUUUUGCUACGCUUGGUUUAACUUAAAUCUAAUUACUUUCAACAUAGCUAUCUUUUUUUCUAAAAAAAUAAAAAUAAACUUCAUGUGAACUUUGUCAUUGUCACUUCCAGAAAGUAAAUAUUUUCUGUUGUAAAAUUAUAUAAAACACUAGAACUCUGAAA